AUGAAACAUUUUAAAAAGACCUACCAAGACAAAUUGCUGUUAUCAUUGUCUUUCAUCGUGCUAUUAGCUUCAUUGACAGUUAAUUCAGCACCGAUGUCGAUGGCAGGCUCUAAAUUGAUAUCGACAAUUGACCAGCGGCAUCCAAAGCUCUCCGAUCUUCACUCGCAAAGGCAAUUCAAUGAGAAAGAUCAAAGCAUUCAAAUGCAGAAGCUCAAUCAACUUCAUAAACAAAUGAAUAAAUACGACAAUGAAGAGGUUGAAGCGAAUGAUGAUAGCAAAAGCGAAGAUGUUGAUAGUGAUGAUGACAAUCAACAACGAUGA
This is a messenger RNA of Clunio marinus, 321 nucleotides long. The record is from the annotation of a GenBank genome assembly. Lineage: Eukaryota; Metazoa; Arthropoda; Insecta; Diptera; Chironomidae.